GACUAGGCUCGAGAUCGGUUGUGUAGUAGGGACAGUUUUUGAACGUCAGCGUGACUGUGACGCACAUUUUAUCGGAGUAUACCGAGCGCCACUCGCUCCGUUUGCGGCUUGACUCGAAGGCACUAACGUCAAAUAGUUGCGAGUUUCGCACUCGUGGAUCAGGAAUUGUGGUGUUUGUUUAUCGGUUAAAGAAUUCAAAAUUUAAAGUGAGAGUGAUCAUAGUGACUAAGUUGGACAGGGUUCUGAUGUGCUUUAAAUAUAUAGUGUAUUUACUUGGAUUGCAAAUGGAUUCUUUGAGAGGGGCCGCCAACACUGCUUCGCCCAUAACGCCUCAGAUGAUGAGCCAAUUGUUCAAGAGACGACCACUAGUAGGCCAACUAGUCUUACCGACGCCAGGAUGCGAGUCAAAUUCCACUUCACCGUCAACAUCACCCACGGCAGUUUCGCCUACUUCUUCCACCGAUAAAACUGACAACCGGGAUCCACUGAGCUUCUAUCCUGAAGACAUGCACAGAGAGGAGGAGAGGCUCAAAACAUUCGAUAAAUGGCCAGUAACGUUCAUAUCGCCAGAAUCUCUCGCGAGAAAUGGAUUUUAUUAUCUCGGUCGCGGUGACGAAGUGCGUUGCGCCUUCUGUAAGGUGGAAAUAAUGAGAUGGGUCGAGGGAGACGACCCAGCACAGGAUCAUAGUCGUUGGGCACCGCAGUGUCCCUUUCUGAGACGUCAGAUGGGUGCUGGAAACGUUCCCCUCGAUGCAGCUGUCAGCGGAGGUCGCGAUGAAUGCGGCGUGAGAGCGCCGGUCACCGCGGCGCCUGUGCGCAUGCCGGGCCCCGUACACUCCAGAUACGCGUCCGAGGCUGCUCGUCUUCGCACCUUUGCCGACUGGCCUAGAAGUAUGCGCCAAAAGCCAGAAGAACUGGCGGAAGCUGGCUUUUUUUACACGGGUCACGGCGACAAAACCAAAUGCUUUUACUGUGAUGGGGGCCUUAAGGACUGGGAAAAUGACGACGUCCCAUGGGAGCAACACGCCCGUUGGUUUGACCGAUGCGCUUACGUCCAGUUAGUGAAAGGUCGCGACUACGUACAGAAAGUCUUAGCCGAAGCGGCUAUCGCCGAGGCGCCUAAGAAGGAGAAAGAUACGUCAAACGGAGACCCCGCUCCACCCACGAAUACAAACACAAACAUCUCGCCUGAGAACGAAGAUAUCCCCGUGGAGGACACGAAAUUAUGUAAAAUUUGUUUCGCCGAAGAAAGAAACGUGUGUUUCGUGCCCUGCGGCCACGUGGUGGCCUGUGCCAAAUGUGCCCUGUCCACAGAUAAAUGCCCGAUGUGCCGAAGGACGUUUACGAAUGCAGUGCGCCUGUACUUUUCGUGAGGCGAGUUGUAGACUGGACUCGAUGCUAGUCAGAUCCGCGGGGUCUAUGCGUGCACGAAACCACGCUCUAUGACCGCUUCAAACUGUGAUUUUACCGUUUAAUUGUUUGUUUUAAUGAUUCAAAGCGGUGGGGCAGCUCUCGUCUCGCCGAGAGUUGUGGGACAAUUCUCGGCGCGCCGAGAGGAUUUCGAAUAAGACGCGAUUCACGUAAAAGUAGAUGUUAAAAUGAUUUUAAAUUAUUUAUUGUUUAAAAAUUAUAAUGUCGUAUUUAAAUAAUCUAUUGUAAAUAUUUUAUAGCUUAUCAUUUUGUCCCACCGGAAAAUAGAGAAAGUAACGUAGUUGUGUGACCCAUGCAGUAUGCAAUGUUGACAAUUUACUCUUUGGAACCCUACAAUAGCUAUAAUCGUCAUUAACUAUAUAUUUUAUUCUAUUAUCUUUUUCAUCUAUCUACUUCUGAAAAUACAUUACAUCUGACAUUGUGUACUGUGUUGGAUUCAGAUAAACAUGUAUAAUUUUGAUGUUUUAAUUAUCUAUUAAUUUAUAAUAAUGCUAUUUCAGAUUAGAAGUUAAAAUUCAGUAAUUGUAUUUUGAUGACAUUGAAUGAUAAUGUAAAUAAUUUUCAUUUGACAAUAAAAGUAAAAAUUGGAAUAUUAGGUAGACAUAAUGAUAAGCGGGAAUUUCUUAGCACGGUCACUCAAUAAUAAAGUUUAAAUAAUUUUUUUGUCACCAGCCUGCAUCACAUAGAAUACUGGAAAACAUUUUAACCUGCAUUAAAGUUCCAUGAAGUCAACAAGGAAUCGAUACUGAGAAUUUUUAAAACAAUAAAAUGUAACAAGCCAUAUCAUAAUAUAUAACUUUUCAUGCAAAUAAUAGAACUUCAUACUGAUUUUUAAUAAUAGACAUGCAAUUUAGAAUUACUAUAUCACUGAAAAUAAUUAUUAUUAAUGAGAGAAUUUAUAAAAGUCAGAUUCAAUUUGUUUUUGUCAUAGGUAAUUAUUAUUUCGCCCUGUUGAUGUUAUAAUAAACAAAAUGUUAAAAGA
Molecule: messenger RNA, 2413 nt
Organism: Pieris napi
Lineage: Eukaryota; Metazoa; Arthropoda; Insecta; Lepidoptera; Pieridae
Gene: Iap
Product: death-associated inhibitor of apoptosis 1-like
Exons: 2
Coding region: 246-1373 (375 amino acids)
Biological process (GO): positive regulation of protein ubiquitination; regulation of cell cycle; negative regulation of apoptotic process
Cellular component (GO): cytoplasm; nucleus
Molecular function (GO): cysteine-type endopeptidase inhibitor activity involved in apoptotic process; ubiquitin protein ligase activity
Source: RefSeq, a predicted model, not a curated record